Molecule: messenger RNA, 4695 nt
Organism: Wasmannia auropunctata (little fire ant)
Lineage: Eukaryota; Metazoa; Arthropoda; Insecta; Hymenoptera; Formicidae
Gene: Sidpn
Product: protein deadpan
Exons: 3
Coding region: 1028-2437 (469 amino acids)
Biological process (GO): regulation of transcription by RNA polymerase II; anterior/posterior pattern specification; regulation of neurogenesis
Cellular component (GO): nucleus
Molecular function (GO): protein dimerization activity; DNA-binding transcription factor activity, RNA polymerase II-specific; RNA polymerase II cis-regulatory region sequence-specific DNA binding
Source: RefSeq, a predicted model, not a curated record
UCACCGUCGCUCGUCGCGCGAGCACACGCGGACGUCUGUAGAGUCAGGCUGCACGCGCUGCGUGUGUUUUUGUCGUCGUAUUGUUGACACAGUGACAGAUUGAGAUCAACCCCCUGUGCUGCUCUAGUAUGCACGAGGGUGAAUUCCCGUGUUGCGUUCAGCUUCAGCGCUCGUAAAUCCGCGCGAUUCGGGAAAUUGAUGCAAAAAAAAAAUAUAUAUAUAUAUUCGGUUUACUCCGUAUUGCAGAGAGGACCCUUUUUUUCCCCGAGGUAGAUCGCGACUCGAUUGCGAUCUUGACUUUACGUGAGUCGGCCCUUCGGGCACGCGGUGUCGGAGAUUCAGUGAAAGCGGAACGUUUAUUCGUCCAGUCGCGCGAAAACUUGUGAACGAGAGUGCGCUUACGAUUUGUUCAUCGACUGGUUCACUGCACCCUCGUGAGACAGACCCUGGAAAACUGGUGGAGGGUUCGAGGAGAGUUCGAGAGAACCGAGCGAGGAGCGAGCGUGCACGACGACGGCCGUUUCGCCCCCGUGAGUGACAAGUGGUCGGCGACGCGUGGUUAACCACGUGGCGCGGUGUGUGCGCCGGUACGUGUACGGCCGCCUGGGUGGCGUGAACUUUCGCGGGACUCUCUUUCCCUUGCGUGCGCGUGUGUCGCCGCGGGACAAUCGCGCGUGUACCACCCGACACGGACAGGUGACGGGUAAGGUCGUCGGUUGUCGGUCUCUCUCGGCAAGCGGACGGACGGACGCUUUGCGCGGCUUCGUCAAACGAACGACGCGCGUUACGCUCUAGAGUCAGGAAAGUUAACAAUCCGACCUUCAGCCUAUCGGUUUCUCUCUCGAGAGCAUGGUGCAACAGUGAUCAGUCCGCCAUAUAUCAUCGCCGGUGCCAACAGCAAAGGGGGUCCGUAGGUGGUAGUCUUGGUCUCGCAGCCGCCGCGAGAUGCUGAGAGCCUCGGCCGUUCAGUCCAGCCAAUCACGUAGGGUGCUGCGAUCUGUGCCGAGGGCCGUCGCGGCCUGCUAAGAUGACCGCGCGUCUACACUCGCUGAGGCACCAGGAGAAGAAAUCAGCCGGCAACAGCCACAGGCAGCAUCAUCAGCAUCAGCAGGCCGUGCAUCAGGGUCCGAGCCCAGCACCGAGCCCCAGCCCCAGCCUCAGCCCGAGCCCGAAACAUUCGGACGGACGAAGAGCUAACAAACCACUAAUGGAAAAACGACGACGAGCGAGGAUCAAUCAGUCCUUGGCGGCGCUGAAGGCGCUCAUCCUCGAUAGCGCCCGCCUGGAGAACACCAAGCACAGCAAGCUCGAGAAGGCCGAUAUCUUGGAGCUUACGGUCAGGCACCUGCAGCGGCAGAGAUCGCUCGCCCAGCCCGGGCUGUCCAGGUACAAAGCGGGAUACCAGGACUGCUCCAGAGAGGUGAGCCGCUAUCUCGAUGCGCCAGACAUCAUCACGGGCAACACCACGCCGAUGGAUCCGGCGGUGAAGCAGCGGCUGCUCCGCCACCUCGACAGCUGCGUGUCAGAGCUCGACCUGGACCUGGGCUCGCGGCCGGACAGCGGCCUGGGCAGCAGCCCGGGCAGCGUGACGGACCGCGUGGCGGGGACGACGAGCCCGGGCCCGCUGGACCACCAUGUGCCAGUCGGGCCGCAUUGCAGCGCCGCGCUCACGCCGGCCGGCCUGAUCAAGUCCGAAAUUCCGGAGAUGGUGGAGGCGGCGCGGCCGGACAGCAGCACCACCGCCGGCGACGAGAACAACAACAGCAGCCGGCCGACCUCCGCCUUCAGCCAGGUGAACCCGGUGACGUUAGACCCGCACCAUCCGCAUCAUCCGUCGGGUUUGCCGGUUGAUCAGGCCUCCACGUCGCAGCAGAAUCCGAACAUGCUCUCCGUCGUACAGGUGAUACCAUCCCGAUUGCCGGACGGCCAGGUAGUCUUCCUACUGCCGAGCCACUACGUGCAACUGGCGGCGGCGGCCGCGGCGAACGGCAUCAGCAUCGGGCCGAAUCCGCCAACGGCGAUCUGGGCGGCGACCAACAUGUCGCUGCUCAAGGCCACCGAUAAGCUGGCGAAGCGGCCGCACGAGGAAAUCGGCCAGGAAUGGCAAGAUCCCACCGGCGGCCUGAAACCGAGCAAGAGCCCGCGGAUGGAACAGCCGGAGCAACCGCUCGACUUCACCACCACGUCCAAGAAGAUGAAGACCGCCAGCUCGAGAAACUCGACGCACUCCGUCGAUCACCAUCAUCAUCUACGGCAGCAGCAGCAACAGCAGCAGCAGCAACAGGCCCGUCUACCAACCGAGACCGGCGGUCCCAUCGUCCACGAGGACAGACCGUCUAGUCACGCGGACAGCGAGGUCACCGUUGGUAUGCCCUCUCCGUCGCCAAUCGGUCCGCAACCGGUCAAGGAUGAGGAGGGUAUGUGGAGACCGUGGUAAAGAUCCGAGGCUCUUUAUCUUUGUAAAUAGAAGUGUGUGUAUGUGUAUCUCGUGGAGCGGACGUGCGAAACCGGAAGUCGCGCCGGUGCGCAGCUGCGAUCGUCGUCUACUGUGGAAAUCUUCCUUGCAUAGCUACGAUCAGGUCGUGCAUACUCGGCACGUAUCUGGAAUGUUUGGUAAGCGAAAUUGACGUAUUAGCAAUGGGAAUAAUUUUGGAGAUAUAAAAUUGUCGUAGAUUUUAGAUUUUAUUUUUAGGGGUAGGUGCGCCAUUGACAUUUUUAAAAUCCGGAUGCGAAAAGAACUAAAUAUUUUUUUGACUAAGCAGCGAUUGAAGAGACGAUAAAGAAAAAUUGUCGUAUUUCUCGUCGUUUCGAUGGCCACGCUGCAGAAUAUUCCACCGCGACACGUUCGAUUUCGAGGCUGCGUCCCUGGGCGAAAAUGCGCGUACAUUUCGCGAAAAGUGCUCCUCAAUUAGCGUAAUAUAAUUCUCAAAAGAGUGUCGAUAGCGCGCGGAGCCAAAAGUAAUUAACGCGCGAUAUUUAUUUACGUUAUUACAGAGGGAGGGGGGCGGGAAUUGGCAAUGACACAAUUUCGCGAUAAUGCAAUCCGCAAUCGGGGAGGGAUCGCGCAAUCGGCGAAAUUUUCACAGGCGCGGGAAAUUAACGCGAUUGGCGUUAAUAUCGAGAGGAAUGCUAAUUGGCGGGUGGGAAGGAAGAGAGGGCACUCGAAAUUACCCCUUUCACGCAGCCGCAAGGUCGACGUAUUUUACGUACGUUAAAAAGUGUAAUAUAUCCUCCUCCUCUUCCUCCCGUAUUAUUUCUCCGAUCUCCGGAUUUUCGCGCUCGAGGCAGAAAGUCGAGGAAAACCGCGACCGACUUUUUUUCUCCCCUUUUUUUUCCCUCUCCCUCCCGUCGCACACCACUCGCGCUUGGCUGUGGGGAAAACGGGUACACGGAAAAGGCGGUAUGCGCAUUCUCGCCUAAUAACUCCGCGCGCGCGUGUGUGACGUCAGCGUUGCCGCGCGCCGUUUCUUGCGACGGCGCUAAUGAAGCCUUUAAUUUGCAUCGCGUCCAAAAGCGCCGACGCGGUCGUUAAAUCCGCUGCAACGCCCGGCGUUGCUCUCUCUCUCGCCCGAGAAAGCGUUCGAAUAACGGGCGUUCGAAUAACGCGACCGCGGAGAUUCUCGUCAUCGGCUCCCGAGAUGAGCGAAUUCAACCGCGGGGAAGGAGGAGAAAGAGGAGAGAGGGAUAACGUAACGAGCAAAACCGCGGCGAGACACGUAACGAAACGCGGGAAUAUUUAAUGAUCUUGUAGCGUGACACGAAAAAGAUUAAGUAUUGUACAUUUUUUUUUUGUGAAGACCGCUCGCAUUGCCAUGCGCUAUUUUUGGAAACGUUCAAGGAAGGCGAAGAGACGCAUUAGUCUCUGACGGCUGUUUUAACUUCGUUAAACGGCGCCUCGUUGUUAAAUUUAUAAUCUCUCCUUUUCGGAUCGAUUGAGCCUAAACGAUCGAUCGAAUCGAUCCAACUUGGCUUGCGCCUCUCUCUCGGUCGAGGGAGAGACCGACGAGAGCGCGGGAUCGAGAAGCGGGUGCGGAAGUCGACGACGCGCAGCGACGCGAAUGCCAAAAUAGGGCGGAGUGCGAGACAGGAUUGUAAAAAAAAAAAAAGAAAACUAUACACACACGCCUAAACUUCCGCGAUUUUCCCCGAGGAGAGACAGCGAGAGGAAGGCCGGUGCCGCUCGCGGUCCCGCGAGUUUGCGAUUGUGCAAGCGACAAGAAAGAAAUCGUUCUGACGUAGUUGCGCGUAAAAACGCGCUACAAGAUAAUUGUAUGUAUGUAAAUGAUGGAGUAAUUAGUUUACGAAUUAUUAAGAAGAUAAAGAGAGAAAGGGCAGUGAGUGUGCGAGAGAAAGGGUGGGAGUGAGUGCGUUUUAGUCCGCCAUUCGUGUACAUAGCCUCUCGAUCGGAAUUAUUGCUAUUUGCGAGAUAUAGAUUUAUUUUGAUGUUAUCUAGGUGUAUACGGCGAGGAGAGAAAGAGGGUGCGUUUGCGUGCGUGUGUAUUGCGUGAGUAGCAGCGAGCGUGUUCGUUUGCGGAAGGCGCGACCGCCCCCUCCGACGGGGGGGUCGCGCUCAGCGUAGCGAGGAGUCACCAUCUCACCACCUAAUUUACGUCUGUAAUUGCUAAAUAUUCUGGGAUUCGAAUUCCUUAUUCGAUGUACUUAGACAAGGCAGUCAAUAUAGGCAUGUAUAUUGAA